This is a messenger RNA of Morchella sextelata, 744 nucleotides long. RefSeq lists its product as uncharacterized. The transcript is spliced from 3 exons. Gene Ontology annotation, cellular component: mitochondrion. Bases 1 to 744 code for a protein of 247 amino acids. Lineage: Eukaryota; Fungi; Ascomycota; Pezizomycetes; Pezizales; Morchellaceae. The record is from RefSeq and is a predicted model, not a curated record.
AUGUCCAUCCGCUACGCCGCCCAGCGGCUCUCCUGCUACUCGCAACCACCAUUACCCCUAGCUUCCGCACACUUCCUCGGCCUUAGAGCUUGCAGUAUACCCCGCGCAGCAUUCACACCCCCGCCAAUUACAGCAUUACAGCGCCGGACCCCACCAUGCCCGCCGACGAAUAGACAGUUCCAUGCGGCGCCCCGCAUGCACAAGGACCACCACUUUGACACGCUCAAGUUCGUGCAGAAGCUUCAGGAGGAGGGGUUCUCGGAGGAGCAGAGCGUCGCGCUGAUGAGGGCGCUCAGCGACGUUAUUGAAGAGAGUAUCCAGAACCUCACCCGCACAAUGGUACUCAAGGAGGACCAAGAAAAGAUAACCUACGCCCAAAAAGUAGACUUCGCCAAACUGCGCAGCGAGCUCGCCACCGUCCACUCCGGCGAACUCAAGCCCAUCCGCAGCGAGCAAGAGCGCCUCACCUCCGAGAUCGCGCGGCUGAACGCACGGCUCCGCGAGGAGAUGCAGCGCACGCAGAGCUCGGUGCGGCUGGACCUGAACCUCGAGAAGGGGCGGAUCCGCGAGGAGAGCAGCGUGCACGAGCUGAAGAUCAAGGAGACGGACAGCCGCAUCGAGAAGGAGGUGGGUGAUCUUAGGGGCUUGCUGGAGAGCGUCAAGUUUAGCACGUUGCAGUGGUUGAUUGGUGUUUGUACGGGCACGGCGGCGCUGUUGUUGGGUGUGUGGAGGUUGUUGAUGUAG